Molecule: messenger RNA, 13100 nt
Organism: Spirodela intermedia
Lineage: Eukaryota; Viridiplantae; Streptophyta; Magnoliopsida; Alismatales; Araceae
Source: the annotation of a GenBank genome assembly
AUGGAGAGGUUGGCGUUGCUCCGCUCCUUUUCGUGCUCCACCACGGCGGGGAGGACUCUCAUUUUCGGGGGUAGAGCGAGGUGCGAUCGUUCGUUUCCCGCCCACUUUAAGCAGAGGCAACAAUUUCACCAGCACCGACAGCUCCGCCACCCCUUGUCGCAACCCAGCGCCGCCCUCCGGCGGAGAUGGGCGGGCGCCGGUGCUUCUCCCGGUCUGAGGAGGGCUUUCUCCUUCUCUCCCCAAGCCGUCUCCACUUCCCCGACGCAGGCGUCACCAGGUGACGUGAGCAAAUACCACUGGCUGUAAACUCUGGGCAGGUUUCGUUGUUCACCCGGAAGCUGCUCACCGAAGGAACUGGUCGCAGCGGACUGCUGCACUUUAAAAUUUGAAGUUCUCUCAUAGGCCAUGUCUCCAUUUCGUCAUUCUCCUCCGUAGAGGUCGGAGAUGUUACCCAUGUCGUUGGGUGGUUGCUAUGAAUCAGUCGCAAGUCCUGUGGCGAGCGAUCUCCAAUCCUUCUUCCUUGUUUUGUUCCAUCUGUGUGCUUAGCCUGGAUUGUUCCCACCACGAAGUCGCACCAGGGGGCUCCCACCCACCAGUGAUUUUUUUUUUUCUCUUCUGUAGUGUUAGUAACUCUAUCAAAACCCUUAGGGAGCCUAUCUCCUCUCUAUCCCCACCAUUUGAAAGUGCGCUUUCUUAGCCUUAACUGGUUUGCUUCACGAGGCAUCAGUGGAUGCAGUUAGAUUUUUCUCACACCGCUAAGGAUAGAUUUUAAGCAUCAUGCUCUGGCCUUUUUGCUAUACAGUUCAUAUUUAUUCUUAAUUGUGGGUCCCUGAUUGUUAUGCUUGAGCUUGGGUCGGUAUAAUUCUUUACUACUAAGCUUGAAAUCAUCAAUGCUAGAGUAAAUAAGGGCAUCAAUGGUAUGACUAGAAACUUCAUUUUGAUCAGAUGAAAUCAUCGAUGUAAUGGUAUGACCAUUACAACAGAUAUGAUCAGAGCAGACAACAUUCAUGAUUCUGAGUCCAGAAAAAAUGUGAUGCCAAGUGCCCAUGUCAAACAAAUUCGUGUGAAGCCCUUACAUUUUGUUUUCCAAGUGCCGAUGUUGAUGUGCUAUAAGGGUUUGGGUAUGGUAGUGUGUUUGCAGAGUUUUAUAUGCCUGGUUCAACAUGGAAUGGAUGAUGAUCUAAGGUGCGCCUGGUCGUGGUGUUGUUUGUGGUUUAUGAAAAUGGUGCCCUGCUUCUUCUGUUUUAAAUAUUUUCUUCUAUUUAAUUUUUUUGUUGUCUGUAAAAGUUUUCCACAUCAACACACUCUCCAAUGUCCAGCAAACUGCUGUGACACUCACCAAUUAGUCACUCUAGUCUUCUGAUAGCCACCAUUGGGGUCGGACCUCAGAGUAACAAAUGUAUAAAGUCUUUACAGAAAUCCAACACAGAUCCCAAAAAAUGUGGUUAAAAAAAUGAUAUAAUCAAUUAAGAUUAUCGGAAGGGAAAGUGGUUACUGUGUGAAUUUCAUGUUGGCCAUUGAAAUUGAGGGUUUAUGUUUGGACACCGUAAUAAUCCUUUCAUUAACACUUAGUUUUGUUCUCUUUAGCAGGUGCAGAUGAAAGCAGUAAUAUUGCUGAGAAGCUAGGGUUUAAAAAGAUAUCAGAGGAAGUCAUAGAUGAAUGCAAGUCAACUGCAGUUCUAUAUAAACACUUGAAGACAGGUGCUGAAAUUAUGUCUGUGAUAAAUGACGACGAGAACAAGGUUUUUGGCAUUGUUUUCCGGACUCCACCGUAAGUAUCAGAAUGCUGUUUUUCUUUGUCUUCCUCCCUUCCCCUCAUGUAUGUAAUAUUCUAUCUUGUACAUGAAUGUCUUCUAUGGUGUGAAUUUAGGAUAGGUCUAUAUUCUCCAUCAAUAUUUUUGCUGUCAUUAAUAUACCUACACAGUACAUGCACUUGUAUUUUAAUCGAGUGGAAAUGCAGGAUCAUUUUAGAUGAAUAUACAAAUAUCUGUGUUCUUUUGUUCUUUGUUGUCUGCAAUUUAGCUUUAUUGAACUGUGAAGUUUUGGGUAAAACAAGUACGACGUUAAUGUCGAAAUAAUUUCAAGCCGGACAAAGUAGUAAAUGGUCCUGAUAGUUUCCAAAGUUGAACUCUGCAGUAGGGUGCCCUCGACAAUGAACUAUGACAUCAUCAGCAGCGGUCAUGAUCUUGCCUUCUAUGAUGUAAAAGGAGCCACCAGUGAUGGAGAUUUUGAGGAACACUACUGGAGGUUAUGGUGAUAGGUGAAAAUGAGUUCUAAAGCAGUUGAGGGAGUCGCUUAAGUCAAGAACAGUAUCUUCAUUUGGGUCUGUGGAGGGCUUGAUAUUGAUAGUUGCACUAAUGUGAGAGAGAAGCGAGCUUGAAUUCACACUUUGAUAGAUAUCGGAUAUUUAUGUCCGCGGAAAUGUGGAUAUGAGAUUGAUGAUGAUGUCCAUUCUCAUAUCUGAAUUGACACCUAGGACCAUGAAUGAGUUAUGUUAGUGAAGAUUCAUCAAAUAGUGAAAACAUUCAGAAAUACAUAUUUAACGGAACCAGUGGUUACUGUGAGUACAUAGCACUUUAAUUUUGUCUCGUCUUGAAUCUGAGUGUUAUUUAAUGGUUAUUGACAGUUAGUAUUUUUGAAAAUUGGAUUUAACUAACAAGGCUGUUGCAAUUAUUUUGAUAGAAUCAGAAUCGAGAAUAGGUUGAGGGAGUGCUAGAUAAGCAUAGAGAGAAAUGAAAUUCUGAAUUAACACUAAAAAAUUGAAAAGAGUAUUGUCUAUAAAUUGUUUUGAUAAAUACGAAAUCAUUAAUUGGAGAGAAACCUGUGAUAUUGCAAUACACGGGUUUCUAGUUAUCUCUCCUCUCUAUUAAUUUAUGGAGAUUCUAUUGAAUCUUAUUAUAUUAGAAUCCAUUUUGUUCUAUUAUAGAUUACAUGUGCUUCCCCUGAAAUGGAGGGACUAAUCGGGAAUGAGGGUUGGAAGUAUACCUCUCUACCAAUCCAGUUGUUCUCGUUCGAUGUGGGCUUAACAAUUUCUGUUGCUCAUUAUUAUUAAUUUGUUGAGUCGAAUGUUGUAGACAGCAGAAGGUAUGAGACAGGAAGCUGUCUAAUUAAAUUAAGAAAGGUCAUUUUCUGUGAGAUAUAUUCAUGGAGAUGGAAAUUGGAAAGCCUUAUGCUCCACUUAGCUUACUGCCACUGUAAAUUUAAGCAGUGGUGGCGUCUCUAGUGUUGAGGGGGGUUUUCAUCAGAAAGUUUAAAUAUGUGGUGGGCGAGUUUCCUCUAGGGAAACGAUUAGGACUUGUUAUCUAUGCUUAGUAGAAGCCUUUGGAUCAUUCUUGAUCUAGUUACGUAUUCUUAUUGGGUCUACAGAAGCUACUCCAAAAAAGUACUGAUCCAAUGCCAUGGCAGAGUCUAGUCCUUUUUGAAGAGGAAUGCCGCCUCUAAGUUUGCAGUGAUAAUGAAGUUGCAACGGUAGCACUUGAAGAACGCAGGCCUUUGGACUAUUUUGAAUGUUUGGAGCUCUCAGAUACUCAGAGGACAGCCUUGUUCAAUAGAAAGAGUGCUCUCUUUCCAUUGAGAAGUACAGAGAGGGUGAGGACCCUUUGUUGUGAGGAAAAGAAAACCUCUAGGAUCUUGGGGCCGUUGGAUGACUAGCUUAGCAGACCAUGUCAUUGUAUAUACUGCAGAGAUGUGUUACUGAGGUGUUUUGAGAGCAUCCUGAAAAUUAAACAAAUUGCAUCUUUCUCGUAUGAAAUUUCACAGAAAAGGUCUUUUGAGGGGAAAAAAACAUUUCUUCAUUGAUGAUCAAUGAUGAGGCUAUUUGUCUGCACUUAUUUUCGAUGUGUAGUAUUGACAUUUCGAUUACUGCAUUACCAGGUAUAUAUGUUUUUCUUUCUCUUGAUGUGCAUUGAACUUCUAAUAUCUGAAAUUUAGACGUGAACUUUUGUUUGUGACCAUGAUAUGUAAAAUGUUAACUUUUCCAUUGCUAAUGUAAUCAUGUGUUGAAGUUUCUUGAUUCCCUGCACGAAUCAGAUUUGUAGGGUGCAGCAUUAACUUUGUAUAUCAUGCUUAAUCCAGGAAGGACUCUACUGGGAUACCUCACAUUCUGGAACAUAGCGUAUUGUGUGGUUCAAGGAAGUACCCUUUGAAAGAACCUUUUGUUGAGUUAUUGAAAGGCAGUUUGCAUACUUUCUUGAAUGCAUUCACCUAUCCUGACAGAACUUGCUAUCCAGUUGCUUCUACAAAUAUAAAGGUGAAUACGGUUACUAUGAUUCUGUUACAGCUGUUUGUACUGUGGUUCGAUUUUUUCUGUACUUUAAUUUAACCUCAAAAUUUUUCUCCAGGAUUUCUACAAUUUGGUUGAUGUGUACCUGGAUGCUGUCUUCUUUCCUAAAUGCGUGGAGGACUUUCAUACAUUUCAACAGGAGGGAUGGCAUUAUGAACUUAAUGAUCCCUCUGAAGAGAUAUCCUUUAAAGGUAUAUAUGGUCACUACUUCACAAUAGAACUCCCCCUUCUAUCAUAUUGAAGAUUGUCCUGUGGAUGAUUCUACUCCAUAUUUCUAUUUUAAAAGUUUAUUGAUUUAAAUUUCAGGUGUGGUUUUUAAUGAAAUGAAAGGGGUUUAUUCACAGCCUGAUAAUAUACUUGGCAGAGUGUGUCAGCAGGCAAGCUUCCUUGAAACCCUUUGUGCAAUUCACAUUAAGACUGCUUUCAUGGAUUUAUUCUGGGGUUUGGCACAGAUCACUAAUGUCAUAGAACUACUAUUUUACCGAUGAAUUUAUUUUACAAAUUUGAUCCUAUGCACAUCAACUUUUUUUUAUCUAGGCCUCACUAGUUCUCUGUGGACUCUGGUUCUAACCGAAUUUUCAGUCUUUUUGGAGUAUGCUGGUUACUUCCCUAUUGUAUCUUUCAUGUGGUUUAUUCUAAAUCAGAAUAAUAGGUUUCUACGCAUGCUCUAGAAAAUGUUUUUCCAUCUUUGCCACACACGUAGUGUACGGAAGGAAACAUUACUUAUUAUCUUUCCGUUUUUUCUUACUUGCCUGGGAUUUUUAUUUCUUGAUAUCAUCUGUAAUAUUGUUGAAAAAUUCAAUCCACGGCUGUGUGCUUUUUAUUAAGUUCCUAUCUAAAUUUUUCUUCUUAUGUUUAAUGUCCUGUAGGCUCUCUUUCCUGAUAAUACAUAUGGUGUUGACAGUGGCGGUGAUCCCAAAGUUAUUCCCAAACUGACUUUCGAAGAAUUCAAGGUGUGCUUCUUGAAAACUUUUCAGUUACAUAUCUUCUGUCUUUUCAGAUAGCGUAUGAUUUCAUUUUUCUAGAUACGUUAGUCUUAAGUCUUAACUUCAUGGGCAUCAUUUAACAGGCUUGUACAUAAAAUUAAUAAGGUACCUCUGUGCGUCAUCACCUGGAUUACAUUUACGAUUAGUUAGUUUAUUGAAAUAAUCUAUGUAUGAUGUCAAGAAUCUAGUGAUUAGCAGAUUAAGGUUGUUUGACGUUUGUGCAAAAUAAUUACUUGGAGUCGGCUUAAUUUCCUGCAAAAUAUAUAGCAAGGUUGGUCUAUUCCUGGGAUUAGAUAAAGUUUGAUCUGUAGUAGUAGGAACAAUACUUUACAUGUGAUUUUACUCACAGUUAUCAAAACUUUACAUUUGAAACUGGAAAAUGACUUUUGAUUGAUGAGUUUAAAUGGUUUCACGGGUUUAUGUAUCUUACUGACUAGAUCUGACCUGAAGCAAAUUUCCAGAUGCCUAAAUUAUGAUGUCCAAAUUGAAUUCUAAGGUUUCUCUCUCUCAAUUUUUUUUGUUGUCGUGUAGGACUUCCACCGUAAGUAUUACCACCCAAGCAACGCAAAAAUAUGGUUCUAUGGAGAUGAUGAUCCGAAUGAACGUUUGCGCAUUUUGAGUGGUAUGUCCUAUCGGUUUGUUGAUUCAUAUAAUCGAAUGCUUUCCUUUGAUUCAUACAAUCUCUCGUAUUCUAGAUUGUCUUUAUACGAACUGGAAGAACUGAUUUUUGCUUUGUUUAACGUCAGUUCUCUAAGAUGGUUCACACCCAAAUUCAUAAACAUAUAAAAUCACUUUUUAUUGAUGGCACUCUGCAUACUACUCCACUGAAUUUGAGGGCACCAUUUGAGAUAACCGAAGAGGGAUUUUAUUGUAUCCUCUAGGAACAUCCUUAAAUCUAGAAGAUGAAAGUUAUGCUAGUGGGCACAAAAGUAGGGUCUUUGACAGCACUUGAGGUGGAAUCUGUCUGAGAAAGGCUAUACAAGAAAUACACAAUCCUCUCAUUGCUCGUUUCAGUAGUUUACGUGGUGAGUGCAAAAUUUUGCUGCAAAUGAAACAUAAAGUUGAUAAUAGGUAUCGAUUGUGUUAUAGGUAUCGAUUCACUUAUUUUCAAAUUCUGAAAACGAAAAGCGGAUCAAGAGCCAUGCAGUGUCCUAAAAAACCAGGAUUAACUUGUUGGUGUGUUCUCCAUGUGCUAUCAUCCUUAUUAACUUGACAAUAUUCUAAUUAUUAUCAAUUGUUGACUAAAGAAUUUCUAAACCAGAUGGGGACAAUCAACUUCACUUAUCAAACUCGUAUGCUCUAUAUUGACUAAUUUCUUCAGUCGUUUGUUUCUUUGUAAAUAAGUUUUGGACUUAGGUCUUCAGUUUGUAGCAGUCUAUGCCAAAGAGCUAUGUUUUAUAUUCCACGAAAUGGAUCCCAUUUGUAUGCAUCUACUACGUUCUUCUUUCCUCCAUGCCUGUAAAUACAAAGUGACCACUCUUCUUGUAGCACUCAUUUCAUUUUUUGGCUUACCAUUUCUUCAGCAUCUUUUCUGGUGUCCUUACAAUAUCAGAUAAAAUAGACGGUGUUGAAGAAAUUCCAUACGCAGUGAUUGUUAAUCACCUCAUUGAAGACAUUAAUCUCCUGAAAGAAUUGAAUUCACCCUUUUGUUGUUGUGUAUGUUUCAUUGAUGAUCACUUAGUAAUUUGGGUUGUUAAAACUUAUCUUUUGCAUCUGGCAAUAAUGUUAAAUGUUUUAUGCUAUCGUUAUGGUAUUUUGUUCAAUUGUAGUGCAUUUGAUAUCAAUUUUAUGGUUUUCUCACGCCUGAAUAUUUCACCUUUUUCGUUGACUAGACGAGGGUUCGCAUUUGUCCUGCAUGAUUUCUUCCUUUAAGAUUUUUGAUUUAAUAAUAUCCGUUGUUGGAUGAUAAUAAAUGAACUUAAUUCAUGACAAAUUAUGGCAGUAGAAUACUUAGUAAUGGGAGUUAUCUCACUAGCAUUUAUUGAUUGUUGGGCGGAUUUUUGGCAAUUAAUGACGGCCUUGAUAUUUUUUCUAUCUUAUGCAGCCAAUCUUGAUCAGUAUGAUAAGAGCCCUGUUUCUAAUGAGUCAAGGAUUGAACCUCAGAAGCUCUUUUCAACGCCAGUUAGGGUAAUGGAGAAAUAUCCUGCUGGUGAAGGUGAUGACAAUAAAAAGAAACACAUGGUCUGCCUGAACUGGUUGCUAUCUGCUGAGACAUUAGAUUUGGAAACUGAACUCGCAAUUGGGUUUUUGGAUCACCUUUUGCUUGGUACACCAGCGUCCCCACUUAGAAGGAUCUUACUUGAAAGCAGGCUGGGAGAUGCAAUUGUUGGUGGUGGAGUGGGAGAUGAGUUACUUCAACCUCAGUUCAGUAUUGGGUUGAAAGGUGUAGCUGAGGAAGAUCUUCAAAAAGUAGAGGAGCUGAUCAUGAGCACACUGAAAAAAUUAGCGGCAGAAGGGUUUGAUUCUGAAGCUGUAGAAGCCUCUAUGAACACUAUUGAGUUUUCCCUCAGGGAGAAUAACACAGGGUCAUUCCCCCGAGGCCUAUCUUUGAUGCUUCGUUCCAUUGUAAGAGAUUCUCUUCAGGCAUGACAUGCAGUACAAAUCCGAUUCUUCUACUUCAAAUUUCAUCUUACUAUUAUUUUCUUUUUGUAGGGAAAAUGGAUAUAUGACAAAGAUCCUUUUGAACCGUUAAAAUAUGAGAAGCCCUUACAGUCUUUGAAAGCCCGGAUAGCUGCAGAAGGCUCUAAGACUGUCUUUUGUCCAUUAAUAGAGAAAUUCAUCCUAAAUAACCCUCAUUGUGUUACAGUUGAAAUGCAGGUAUAUAGGCUCAUGAUGAAUUUAAGAAUAAGCAUCUCAGUUUAGUUUGUGUGCUUAUCAGAACGUUUUGUUUCUCAGCCGGAUCCUGAGAUAGCAUCUCAAGAGGAAGCAGCUGAACGACAGAUCCUUGAAAAUGUGAAGUCAAGUAUGACACAAGAGGAUCUUGCGGAGCUUGCACGUGCUACUCAGGAGCUGCGUUUGAGGCAGGAAACACCAGACUCACCAGAGGCUUUGAAAUGUGUUCCCAGUCUUUCUCUUGAUGAUAUCCCCAGGAAACCUAUACAAGUUCCGACGGAGGUAAAAUAAAGUUUCUGAUUCCAAGCUUAAUACUUGAAGAUAUGAUUGAACAUACAAGUUUAUCCAUCUCCUCUCGAGGAAAGAAGAGAUCUGUGUUUAUACUUUGUUUCUAAGCAACGAGAAGAAAGCUGAGUAUGCUUGGUACAUAAUGCAGAGCGUUUUGUUCACGUUUUUGGAGUUGAUGUUCUAAGUUCUUUUCUCAUGCUUAUGCAUUCCUGUUACCUAGGAUUUGAUUCUGACUAAGGUUAUUAACACGCUGUCACAUUUUUUGUGACUGUAGAUUGCAGAAGUCAACGGAGUGAAAGUUUUGCAGCAUGAUCUUUUUACGAAUGAUGUUCUAUACGCGGAGGUUGUAUUUGAUUUGCGCCAUUUGAAGCAAGAUCUUCUUCCACUGAUACCCUUAUUUUGGUGAGAAAUGUUUCAAUUAAUGUUAUUAUUUACAUAGAAGAGUUCAACUCCUGGUGUUUUUCAGUUUGCAUUCUACCCUCAAAAUCACAUUGUAUUCGUUUUUGAUUUGUAGUUAAUGCUUAAUGGUGUUUGACAGUCAAUCUUUGCUCGAAAUGGGAACAAAAGACCUUGACUUUGUUCAGCUGAACCAACUAAUUGGAAGAAAAACCGGGGGUAUAUCAAUUUAUCCUUUCACUUCAUCUGUGAGAGGGAAAGCAGAACCAUGCAGUCAUGUCAUUGUCCGUGGUAAGGCGAUGGGAGGACGGGUGGAGGAUCUAUUUAACCUGGUAUUUUACUAUCUCUAUUGUUGUUUACUAUUAUUCUCAGCUUCUUUUCUUAAUUUCAUUCAAGAAGCAGGUUUAUUCAUUUUAUAAUACGGGAAUGAAUGGCAUAUCUCUAGUGAGUAAUGAAUGUCUCAAUGAUCUGUAGACGAGGGGGGACAUUGUCAGACUCUGCCCAUUGCAGGAGGACAAUGAUGCGGGAGAUCAUGUUCAGCAUCCUAAUUAUAGGGGUUACAUGAGGCUUUUAAAGGGGCUCUCUUAGAUCUGGCUUGGAAAUGCCAACCGUUCCCAUGAUUAAUAGUCUGAAAUUUCGGCCUUAAAAAUAGUGAAAAGGGUUGGGAUGCACUCGGGGCUUCAGUAGUUAUGGAUGGUGGAUGUCCAUGCACGUUGGUUGGCUAGUUUGGAAACUUUCUAAAGCACCAAAGGCAAAGUUCAUGAUGUAGAGAGGUGGUCCAACUGAGGUUUCUUCUGUUGUGUUCUAUCAAGAAAAUUAUCUCCGCAUGAUUUCUGGAUUCUUAUUGUAGGGUAUUGAUAUCAUUAAUGAAAUUUGUAUCGUUACGAAUUUAAUCACUUAUAUAUGAUUGUUUCGACAAUAAUGCAUGCUAGAUCUGCUAAAAAGUGUAGAAAAUGGAAUAAGCUGUACCUGGUGAGGUGAUCGUAGGCUUGUAGCUGUAGCACUUAUAGAGACCUCAGAAAAAAGUGCGAGUCCUGAAACUACUUUUGAUAAACUUCAAUCGAAAUCGUCCUGCAACAUUUUGGUGUCACAGACGAGAUGGAGGACUUUAUUUCAUCUAAGCAAUCACAAUACAGUUGAUACCCUUUUCAUGGCAUCAACUCUUCAUUAGUUUACCUAAUUGGGUGUUUCCAUAACAACAAAACUAUUGCAUUAUCUUUUCCAGAUUAACAGGUAAAUUCAAAUAUCUGGAAGAAGCCUAUAAAAUGAUGCUUUCAUUCUCAUGCUUCUGCAAAAAUCACGGAUGGUCAUCCUUCGAACAUCAAAUUAAAAUUUUAUUUGGCCAGCCCAAUGCCCAUAUUGAGACUUUUCAUGUGUCUAUCUUUCCAUGAGUGUCAACUAAUUCUUUUUACUGUAAAAGAUCCGUCUUUUUAUUAAAAGCUGUGGUGCUCAGGUUAAAAACCAUAAGUUGAAAAACUUCACUUCUUAGGACCCUUUCAAUGAUACUCUAAUGGGCUUUUCUGUCAUUUGUGGACAAUCGGGGAGAUUUCUGUCGGUUAUGGGUCUGGAAGAUUAUUGUUAGGGCAGACCUCAGGCAUUAUUGAAUGAUAUAGGAUAUUAUGUGUCAAAUGCAGUGGCUCCCACUCUCCAAUUUGUGUAGCAUUUGGUUGGCCUUGGUCUAGCAAGGGCUAAACAGCCUGAUGAUUCCAGAAGACAUCUGAUGCUGGUGAUUUUGAGCCAUUUUAGUAGACUCUGUUGUUUUACUCUAUCCUUUUUUAAUUUAGGUUAAUUAAAGAUAUAGUCAACUGUGUUGACUUGUUUCGUCAUGUUAUGCUCUUUGCAUUUUGAGUGGCAACUACCAACCUACUGUACCAUUUUCUUAAAAUGUCAGUACUGUUUGGCUCUUGCAGAUCAGGUGUAUCCUCCAGGAUGUUCAGUUCACAGACCAACAGCGUUUCAAGCAAUUCGUUUCCCAAAGUAAAGCCAGAAUGGAGGUAAUCUCAGACACCCUUUCGGUAGACAGAGGCUUUCCCGACUUCCAUUAUAUCUUACAGGAACUACUUUUUGGAUUUGUAGAGCCGUCUGAGAGGCAGUGGUCAUGCCAUUGCAGCUGCAAGGAUGGAUGCUAAACUGAAUGCUGCGGGAUGGAUAUCUGAGCAGUUUGGUGGAAUUAGGUUAGCUGAUUUCUUAGAUUGGGUUUUUAGUUCAUGUUUGUGCAUGUUUAAUGGUGCUAGUUUUUCUUUGACUAAUAGUGCUGAAACGAAGAAAAAAAUAUAUUCGUCUUUUUGAGUGUUGUUCUGAGAGAAAAGCUUGAUAAAAUACUGAAUGUUGAUCCUCUGCCAAGAGAGCCUUUUGGACUACAUUGGAUAUUGACAUAUGCCGAGAUAUAAGCUGUUGUACUUCAUGUUGAUGAUCUAUCUAUAUUUACUUUUGUUCAUCAAUUUUUUUUUUCUAUCGCUGGUUGUAGAUGUGGCUAUGCUGGGUGAGAAACCUUGAGUAAUGACUUACUUUCUGCAGAGGUAGACUGACCUUAAAACUAUAGUUGACAAAGUAUGAUGUAUUAACUGAUAUAUUAGUGAAUUUAAAUUUUUCUUAUCUUUGGCCACAGCUUAUUACAGUGAUGUAACAGAGCUGUUGGACAUAAUGCUUGCUUAAAUUAUUUUAUUCUAAAGCUUAUUAGUUGGUGACAUGAAAAAAAUAUUUUCUUUGCAUGCGUGCGACAUGAAGUUAUUCUAUUGUGGAAAGGAUGCUUAUGAUGUUUCCCCUCCUCUUAUUUGCUCAGUUAUUUAGAGUUCUUACAAGACCUUGAGAAGAAGGUUGAUAAAGAAUGGUCCGAAAUUUCUUCUUCACUGGAUGCGAUACGUAGUUGUCUUCUCUCGAGGGAAGGUUGCAUAGUCAAUAUGACAGCAGAUGGGAAGAUACUUACAGAGUCAAGAAAAUACCUUGCUGGGUUCAUUGAUGCCAUUCCAAGCGCACCAUCCCCGGGGGCUACCUCCUGGAGUUCUCUUCUUUCACCCAUCAAUGAAGCCAUCGUUGUUCCCACUCAGGUUCCAUUCAUUUUGGAAAUUCUCAGCGGUGCCCAUGGUAACAUUUAUUAGAUAUGAGAUGUUUUCCUCGUGCACUUUCAGGUUAAUUACGUUGGAAAAGCUGCCAACAUUUAUGAGUCUGGGUAUCAGCUCCACGGGAGUUCAUAUGUCAUUUCAAAGUACAUUGGAAACACCUGGUUGUGGGACCGUGUCCGAGUGAGUGGGGGUGCAUAUGGUGGCUUCUGUGAUUUUGACACUCAUUCUGGUAUGUGAUUGCUAUUUUCCAUUGCAUGCAGAUGAAUUUUUGAUCCACUUUGCUCAGUUUAUUGGGUUACCUUCCCCUUAUUUCCUAUUGGUUUAUUUUUUUUUGCAGGAGUUUUCUCAUAUCUGUCCUACCGUGAUCCAAACCUGUUAAAGACACUCGAUGUGUACGAUGCAACUGCAAAUUUUCUCCGUGAGCUAGAGUUGGACGACGAUACUCUCACCAAGGCAAUCAUUGGGACAAUCGGAGAUGUGGAUUCAUAUCAGCUACCUGAUGCAAAGGGUUACAGCAGGUGAGAGUUUCUUCUCUACUCACUUGAUGGAAGUCUUUAGUUGCCAUCUAUAUCUGGCUGCAAAGUUCCAACAUUUUUUAAACAAGAGAGGAAAGCAUCUCACAACAGGAUUCGUCCUAUCUUGAGAAACAUAGAACCCUUUGCAACGCAGGUUAUGAGUUCUCAAGUGACAUAGUAGGCUACCUCAUAAGUUUCAAAGUAAUGGGUGAUGAUCGCCAUGAAACCGAGCUUAAACCAUGUGAUAAAUCACAUGAGAGGAUCUCUCAGCAGGCCAUCUAGGUGUGGUUGUGAUCCUUAGUAAUGUAGGCUUGUAAGUCUCACAUAAUAAAAUCUACACAUUUGGACACCAAAUUUUGUGGCAAUAGUGUUGUUAUCUUCUCAACUCUUUGUAUUCCAUGGAUCUCAUGCACAGCUUGUCAAAUGAUGAUAACAUUAUGGUUGAGUUUUCAGUCUGAUGAGGCACUUGCUGGGCAUCACAGAGGAGGAGAGGCAGAUUAGGCGUGAAGAAAUCUUGUCGACUAGGUAAGUCAGCCUCCAGCGAGGGAAUGGCAUUGCCUUAGCAACUGGGAUCUCACUGGGUAUCUCACCUUGCAGCGUGAAGCACUUCAGGGAGUUUGCAGAUGUCAUUGAGGUAGUGAAAGAUAAAGGAAUUGUGGUAGCCGUGGCAUCUGCUGACGAUGUGGCCAAGGCAAAUGAGGAGAAGGGCGGGUUCUUUGAAGUCAAGAAGGUUCUGUGA